AUGCAGCUUGAUGUAGAAUUAGGAGGGUAUGUGGAGACAGGAGAGUCAUCAGAAAUUUCAGAAUUACAAGAGGAAGUUACUGAGUUAUUGAAAAUAUCUCAUUUAGGCACCGGAGAAGCUCUUGAACAAUGUGAAGCUGGCACCACUAUGGAAGUUGUUGCUGCACAAACAAAAGCAAUUGCUGAUCGAGUAACUGACUGGACAAAUGUAGUUGCUUAUGAGCCAGUAUGGUCUAUAGGAAUUGGAAAAGUUGCAUCUCCAGAGCAGGCUCAGGAG
Molecule: messenger RNA, 276 nt
Organism: Chenopodium quinoa (quinoa)
Lineage: Eukaryota; Viridiplantae; Streptophyta; Magnoliopsida; Caryophyllales; Amaranthaceae
Product: triosephosphate isomerase, cytosolic-like
Exons: 3
Biological process (GO): gluconeogenesis; glyceraldehyde-3-phosphate biosynthetic process; glycerol catabolic process
Cellular component (GO): cytosol
Molecular function (GO): triose-phosphate isomerase activity
Source: RefSeq, a predicted model, not a curated record